AUGGGAAUAUGGUUGAACCAAUCAUCUAUAGAUGGCUUCAUCCUCCUGGGCAUCUUUUCUCAUAGACAGACUGAUCUUGUCCUCUUUUCUAUGGUUAUGGUUGUGUUCAUAGUUGCCCUCUGUGGAAAUAUCCUCCUCAUUUUCCUCAUCUACAAAGAUCCUCGACUCCAUACACCCAUGUACUUCUUCCUCCGUCAGCUCUCCCUCAUGGACCUCAUGUUGGUCUCUGACAUCGUGCCAAAGAUGGCAGUCAACUUUCUGUUGGGCAGAAAGUCCAUCUCCUUUGUGGGUUGUGGAAUACAAAUUGGCUUUUUUGUCUCUCUCGUGGGAUCCGAAGGGCUCUUGCUUGGACUCAUGGCUUAUGACCGCUAUAUUGCCAUUACCCACCCACUUCACUAUUCCAUCCUCAUGAGUCAGCGGGUGUGUCUCCAGAUUGCUGGGAGUUCGUGGACUUUUGGGAUAAUAGAUGGAAUGAUACAGAUGGUGGCAGCCAUGAGCUUACCCUACUGUGGCUCAAGAAAUGUGGAUCACUUCUUCUGUGAGGUGCCAGCUUUACUGAAACUGACCUGUACAGAUACAUCCAUUUUUGAUACCUUGCUUUUUGCUUGCUGUGUCUUCAUGCUGCUCCUGCCCUUCUCCAUCAUCUUGGCCUCCUAUGCAUGCAUCCUGAAGGCUGUGCUCCACAUGCACUCUGCUCAGGCCCGUAAAAAGGCUCUGGCCACCUGUUCUUCUCACCUGACAACUGUAUCCCUCUUCUAUGGGGCAGCCAUGUUCAUCUACCUGAGACCUAGGCACUACCGAGCCCCAAGCCAUGACAAGGUGGUCUCUAUCUUCUACACGGUCCUUACACCUAUGCUCAACCCCCUCAUUUAUAGCUUGAGGAACAGGGAAGUGAUGGGGGCCCUGAGAAAAGGGCUGGGUCUUUGCAAGAUAUGUAGCCAGCACUGA
Sus scrofa (pig) is the source of this 948-nucleotide messenger RNA. RefSeq names its product olfactory receptor 2V1. Gene Ontology annotation, biological process: G protein-coupled receptor signaling pathway. NCBI's taxonomy places the organism in Eukaryota, Metazoa, Chordata, Mammalia, Artiodactyla, Suidae. The record is from RefSeq and is a predicted model, not a curated record. Gene Ontology annotation, molecular function: G protein-coupled receptor activity; olfactory receptor activity. Gene Ontology annotation, cellular component: membrane.